Cloeon dipterum is the source of this 3384-nucleotide messenger RNA. RefSeq names its product vacuolar protein sorting 53 (gene Vps53). NCBI's taxonomy places the organism in Eukaryota, Metazoa, Arthropoda, Insecta, Ephemeroptera, Baetidae. The record is from RefSeq and is a predicted model, not a curated record. Gene Ontology annotation, biological process: retrograde transport, endosome to Golgi. The transcript has 15 exons. Gene Ontology annotation, cellular component: GARP complex. The coding region runs from base 186 to 2771 and encodes 861 amino acids.
UUAACGCCCGUCCCACCUCUUUCCAACCCAACACAAACACCGAUUUUUCAUUAUAAAAUUGUAGUUGUUAAAGUUGUUGCAAUUAUUGACUUAUUUUGUGGACCGGAAAUAAUAAUGAGUUAUAUUCGGGCUAAUUAAUCAAGAUCAUCUUGCUAAGAACUCCCAAGACUUGGGCGUCCUUUAAAAUGGAUCGAGAACAAGAGUAUUUGGAGGAGGAGGACAGUGCCCUCGGGGCAGCUGCUCUAAUCAAUUUCCCACCAGAGGUUCAACGAGCAAUAGAACAGGUGUUGCCCUGUGAGGAUCCGCUCGCAAAAUCUGAUUUUGACGCUGUUGCGUACAUCAACACUCUGUUCCCAACGGAGCAGUCUCUGGCAAAUCUAGAUGAAGUGGUGGCGAGAAUGGAACAGAAAAUCCUCAGCAUCGAUGAGGACAUCCGCACAGUGGUUCGAAACCAAAGCAGAGUUGGCAAGGAUGGCAAAGCAGCUCUAGCGGAUGCUCAGAAGGUGAUCGAGCAUCUAUUUCUGCAAGUCAGGGACAUCAAAAUGAAGGCCGAACAGUCUGAAGCGGCGGUGCAACAAAUCACAAGGGACAUCAAGCAACUGGACUGUGCUAAAAGAAACCUGACCUCUGCAAUCACCGCCCUUAAUCAUCUGCACAUGCUGGCUCAGGGGGUGGAGAGUUUGAAAGCUCUUAUCGAGAAGAGGAAGUAUGGAGAAAUAGUCAUGCCACUUCAGGGUGUGCAGCAAGUGAUGGAGCAUUUCAAAGACUUCACCGACAUUCCUCAAAUUAGAGACAUGUCUGUUGAGGUGCAAUCGAUCCACGUCCGCCUUGAAAAACAGAUAGUGUCGGACUUCCAUGAGGCUUUUGAGGGUCCAAACGCUAAGCACUUUACUCCUAGCAGACAGCUCGCAGAGGCGUGUCUUGUGGUGUCAGUGCUGGAUCCAAGAGUCAAAGAGGGCUUGCUGAGUUGGCUGUCCGACUUGCAACUGGCAGAGUACAAGCACCUAUUCCACGAAAACCAAGAUUCCGCCUGGCUGGACAACAUUGAACGGCGUUACAGUUGGUUGAAAAAGCACUUGAUGGAGUUUGAGGACAAAUUUGGCCCAAUGUUUCCGCCGUCGUGGGAGAUUUCCGAGCGCAUCUCUGUUCGCUUUUGCGAGGUCACAAGAACGCAGCUAUCGAACGUGAUGAGCAGGAGAAGACACGAGAUUGACGUGAAGCUGCUUCUAUUCGCAAUCCAACGAACCAACUCGUUUGAAAACUUAUUGGCGAAACGUUUUGUGGGGAUGACCAUCCAAAAGAGCACGAAUCCUUUUGAGGAGGAAGAACCUAGAGGCUUGAAUCCUUUUGAGGAAGAUGAAGCAGUCGGAGGGGCUUUGGAGCCAAUUAAGACAAAACCACCAGCGUCCUUUAGUGGGCUCAUAGGCCAAUGCUUCAUUCCCUACCUCAACAUUUACAUUGAGAGCAUUGACAGGAAUCUAGCAGAUCUUAUGGACCAAUUUGUGCAAGAGUUGAAGAACACUGCCCCACCAGUCAUCACGGAAGGAGGAGCUGCUUGUGCUAUUUUGCCCAGCUGCGCCGACCUGUUCGUUUUCUACAAAAAGUGUUUGGUGCAGUGUGCACAGCUGAGCACAGAGCAGCCAAUGGUCGACCUGGCCAAGCUCUUCCAGAAAUAUCUCCGCGAGUAUGCCAUCCGAAUUCUGCAAAAUGGACUGCCAAAGCUCUGCACAACAAGCAGCUCACUAAGCAGUAUGACAAAUUUGACACGAGACCUUCGGGACCUGUCCUCUGCUGCUGGGCUCAUUCAAAACUUCAGUAUGUUACUGAAGGAAGGUGACCAAGUGACGCGGUAUACAAAAGAAGAGCAAGCAAAGGUUUGCAGCAUCCUCACUACCGCAGAAUAUUGUCUUGAGACGACCCAGCAAUUGGAGGAGAAACUGAAGGAAAAGGUUGCUCCUCAGCUAGUCAUCCAGAUCAAGUUUUCCUCGGAACAAGACAUUUUCCACAACGUGAUUUCCAACUGCAUACAGCUCCUUGUUCAGGAUUUGGAAAUCGCCUGCGAGCCGGCCCUGUCUGCCAUGAGCAAAAUCCAAUGGAACAGCAUCGAAAGCGUUGGGGACCAAAGUGGCUACGUCACUGCCAUCACUGGCCACUUGAAGAUGACCAUUCCAAUCAUCAGAGACAACUUGGCGUCGUCCAGAAAGUACUUCACUCAAUUUUGCAUUAAAUUUAUUAGCUCCUUCAUUCCAAAACUCAUCCAGAAUAUUUGCAAAUGCCGACCAUUGUCUACGGUUGGCGCUGAGCAAUUGCUGCUUGAUACUCACAUGUUCAAGACUGUUUUGUUGGAUCUCCCAUCGCUGGGCUCUGCCGUCAGCAGAAAGCCACCCACAGCAUUUACCAAAAUUGUGGUGAAAGGAAUGACAAGGGCUGAAAUGAUUCUCAAAGUGGUUAUGUCGCCAAGUGAUCCACCAGCAGCUUUUGUGGAGCAGUAUGUUAAGCUAUUGCCACAGUCCGACACUUCGGAGUUCCAAAAAGUUUUAGAUAUGAAGGGCUUGCGUCGCCAAGAUCAAGCUGCAAUGCUUGAGCUCUUCCGGCUGCACUUGCAAAAAAUGAAUUAUGCUGCGGAAGAGGAUUUGCCGAGAGAAGACCCGCCGAUGCUGUUGUCCCUCUCUGAAUCAAACAUGAAAGCCAGUCCGUCAAUGGUUACUAGUCCUGAACACGAAUCGUCAAGAAUCAAGAAGCUGGAGAAGCUGAUUAAGAAACGUUUGUAAUGCUUUUAUUGCUGGGGUGUGGUAUGUGGUGUCUUCCUACAAAUUUGUUAACAAUAACUGCAGAUUACAAAAAAAUGUAAUGUUCAAUGUUUUUCGGGUUUAUUAUAUUGUUAUGUUUCAAGUAAGAACAAAUUUUAAAUUGAAAAUUUUUGUAUUUUAAUAUCUUGAGUUGCUCCUAAAGUUCAAAGCUUGCAUAAAUAUUCAUUUUUUUAUUUCAGCAAAAUAAAACUUUAAAGCUGAUUUACCAGUGUUCUGCAAAGCUGUUUCACGCUCCUUGUAAUUUUAGAAAAGCAAUGGCAUUUUUGUCUGAAACUCUCGCGCUUUUUGUUCACUCAUCGUUUGACACCAAGAAUUGAUUGGGGACUUUCGAAAUUUGAAGUUGAAGCUAGAAGAAAACUUAGAAAAUCGCGAUCAACAUUCCCUCUUGUAUAAUCUUGUAUCACAUUAUACUCCAAUUUUUACGAGUCAUAUAUUUGGAUGUAUAAAAUAACAUGUUUUAGGUGUAGUAAGAAGUUGCUAAAUUUAUAUAAUGGAACACAGCGUAUAUUGAAAAAGUUAUGUAUCUUCCUAUCAUAAAAUUUUCACAACAAUAAAAAGAGAAAAAUGACGAUAA